CUGGGUUCUGUCACUCCACCCCUCCACAUCUUUGAAGUGUAGCGGAGGACUGAGGGCUGAAUAGAGAGUCAGAGUACCACCGGACCGGUAUGUUAUAUACUGCAGACCUUCAGCCUCGAUUUCAUCUUCCUAUUUACGCUCUUUUUAAACACUGCACGUUGCCGCCUGCAUACGGUUGAGAUCUGACCAUAUACGAUAAACUCGACAUAGGAGAACAGCUGAUCUACGGAUGCUCGUGUCGGGCAAAAAUCACCAGAGCCAAACAAAUCUUCAGCCUCUGCAGUGAGGUGCAUUUGGUCGAUGAAGUCCUCUCAUCAUUGUGAUGUAUAAUGGCUCCUGUUGCGAGUGCUGUGUUAGGGUCAGAGGUCACAGUUUUGGCUAAAGGUGAACUGGCUCUUAUAGGCACACUCACAGCAUUCUCGGUUUUCCUGCUGAUCUCUGUUGUGCUGCUGCUGCUGUGUGCGAGCUGUCAGGGGCAGAAAAAAGGUAGCGGGCCUACAGGAGACCAUGAGAACCUGAUGAAUGGGGUGUCAGAGAAGGAAACGUGCAGCCAAUCAGCAGAGAGUCACGGCACAGAUUUGGCGUGCAACAGCUCCCAUGAUGGUCCUGUCACAAGUGGUACAGUACUCACAGACACGAUGGACAGUCCUCAGGCUUCAGAGGACAUGCUGUCCAGCCAAUCAGAGAUCAGGUCCUCCAAGUAUCAUCAGGACCGGGAAUUACCCAGCAUUCCACCCACCGAUGCCCUAAAUGCAGCCGUGCUCAAUGGUGAAGCUGCCCCGGGAGACGGCACGUACGAGGUGGUGAAGGACGCAGCGUCCCGAGACGUCAGCGCGGAGGACUCUCUGUACGAGACGGUGAAGGAGCUGAAAGACGUCGGCCUCCCCAACGGUACGCUCAACACGGAGGAACCGGCCGCACCCCUGGUCAACAGUCACCCGAGCCCCGCCACGCCAGACCGGUCAGUGUUGCCCGAUGGCGUCGAGUACGCCUCCGUUAACCUCAGCAAGAAAAUCCGCAACAGCACAGAUAUGGAAGCCAGGCGCUCGGCCGCCAUCUUAUAUCUCGUAGAGUCGGAGGAAGACAAACCACCUCCAGUUCCAGACAAAGUUCUGGAUGAGAAUGACAACCAACAGAUUCAGGAGCUUUCCAAUGGACAGUUAAACUCCUCGUUGUUGACUUCGGAGCUACAGGAUAACAUGUCUCCGGAUGAUGACUUAUCAGAAAUGUACUCCAAGGUAGUGAAGGCGGUUAUUAAGGAAACAGAUCACGACUACAGCAGCAUCGCAGAGAUCAAGGGUCUGGUGCCGGAGUCGACUUCCAGUGAUCUUUACGCCACAGUCAGGGAUGAAUUCCCCAUCGCUCCGGGUUCCCAAUCUCAGGAGGAGCUUACAGAGAAUGGAGAACCGGGGUACGAAAGCAUUAAGAUUCCCAAAGCUGUUGAAGAGACUGAUCAGAGUAACGGGAAAGUGGAACCAGACUAUGAGAGCGUUGGAGAACUGGAUCUGAACAAGGAGAUCUCUCGUCUUUGACCGUGGAUACUGCGAUUUGUGAUUCGACGUAGUGAUAUUUUAAGUAUAAUGCACUUAACCCUUCAUGGGACAAUUCACUAAACAUGAUAUAGCAUAAUUCGCAUAACGUGUAUGAGCAGCUGAUUUACUACAGGAAUUAUUCAAUUAUUGUAGCUAUCAUCCAAACAAAAUGAGCACACCCAAAAAAAUAGUGUUAAAUUUUGCUUCGAUUUUUCAUACUAUACUGGGACUGUAAAGCACUGCUCCAGACACCUAAAGAAAAUAUAAGCCCAGUUAUAAUGAUCAUAGCUAUUGUUUGAAUUAUCACUAUGAUCAAAAGAAAAUCUUAAAUAAUUGAACUGCGCCAGGCAAAUAGUAUUGUGAAUAAAACGUAAGCCACAUUUUGCAGAAGGAGGCAUUUGUGCACUGAAAAUAAUAAUACAACAGCACUAUGCCACAGUGUUAUUUGCUCAUUUAACUUGAUUGUUAGUGGUUAGUGAAAAUGACGCAUGCAAAAGUGCCACAACAGUUUAGUGAAUUCAACCCUGAAUCUUUCAGAGUACAGCAUUUAUGCACCCCUUGUUUUUGAACAUUACUAUUAGAUGGGUUUAGUGUGGUGUUAAGGCCAUUAAGAUCUACUAGUAAACAAUACCACAGUCAUCUUGACCCAGCACAAGAAAUGAAACACCGCUAUGUGGCUCACAAGAGGGUUUGCUAUUGCUACUGUAUGCUAUUACUAUGAAGAUGUGGGUACAGCGGUGCCCCUUUUAUAUCAGCUGUCCUCUUAUGAGACGUAUUCAUAACGUGUAUUAGACGUUUCUUGCACGCUGCAUCUGCUGUGAUCAUGAUACAAUUCAAGCAAAAAAAAAGUUGGUGUACUUACAUUAACCCAAAAAUACAACUAUAGGUACAACAGGACUUUCAGCCAAUAAGGAACUUCACUCGUCUGUAUCAUUCAGAACUGCUUUAGUUCCACAAAA
Misgurnus anguillicaudatus (oriental weatherfish) is the source of this 2491-nucleotide messenger RNA. RefSeq names its product phosphoprotein membrane anchor with glycosphingolipid microdomains 1 (gene pag1). Gene Ontology annotation, cellular component: plasma membrane; membrane raft. Gene Ontology annotation, biological process: intracellular signal transduction; negative regulation of T cell activation. The record is from RefSeq and is a predicted model, not a curated record. NCBI's taxonomy places the organism in Eukaryota, Metazoa, Chordata, Actinopteri, Cypriniformes, Cobitidae.